Westerdykella ornata is the source of this 779-nucleotide messenger RNA. RefSeq lists its product as uncharacterized. The transcript has a single exon. The record is from RefSeq and is a predicted model, not a curated record. Bases 66 to 554 code for a protein of 162 amino acids. NCBI's taxonomy places the organism in Eukaryota, Fungi, Ascomycota, Dothideomycetes, Pleosporales, Sporormiaceae.
GGGAGCGCGAGAGAAGAGGUGAGUGUGUUCACUUAAAAAUAAUCAUAUAGGGUAGGUCUGCCGAAAUGGUCAUGGAUGCCGGGAAGGGGUUAGCGCCAUCGAGAUCUUGGGAAUAUCACGCCACUUGCGCGCAAAGGACUGAGGGAGAAAGAAGAACGAUCCAUGGAUGGCCUGAUACUCCAAGCCAGAAACGUCGCAGGGAACUGAGCAAGAGGCAGAGAAAACCGCGAGAGGAAAGGAAAAAGGGUGUGUGCAUGCUGCCGUUUGCUAACUGGAAAUCAAGGGUCUUGAGCUGCUUUUUGGCGUGGAAUCCUCGUCUAACUGGAAUCGACUACUGUGUAGGCUGCACGCCCAAGCAACGAGCUGGUCUGCAGCAAGAGCCCAGAACGUUCCUGAGGGAAACACAUUGCCGCCAGUCGGCUCCCUACCAGCACCUCCGCCUGACGGCCAUAAGAAUAGCCAUCUGGGAUUCAUUCCUCUCUCUCUCUCUCUCUACCAAAGCGGAGAGAAAACCUUCCUCUCCAGCCUGGGGACACUGGGACCUAAAUAAAUAAUCAGUCGUCGUUGUUCCGCAGUCGCCACCGCACCACCACUCGUUCCUGUAAGACCCGACCAUUUCCACCAACCACCCGGCUUUGCAUCGCCUGACCUCUCAGCGCUCGACUGUGCCUCGAAAGUGUGGGCCCAUCACAUCGGCUCCCCCUCGCCGAUAUCUCCUGAUCUUCACCUGAGAAUCCUGAGACGACUGCCCCUACCGCCCUGACCUCAGUGACCUGACC